CGACUUGAGCACAAUGGAUGUGCAAUGGUGGCAUUACACGAAACCUUCGAGGACGUCAACAACGCACCCGCGAGGACGACAAGUCCACCUGCUGUCAGAUGGAAGAAAAACACAUACCGACGAUAAUAUCAACGGAUAGCGGUGAUGGGCUAAAAGUAGUAGAAAGUUUUUUUCAAGACAACCAUCUGAACCUGACCGACUUUACUGAAGAAUAUUUGACUCCAAAUGUUUUGACGGAUGCACUGAAACCUGGCGGGAUGGAGAACAAAAUCAAGAGGCCUUAUGUGCCCGAGGCCACCGUACGCCUAUUGAUCAAUUACAACAAGAGCCAGAAGACUGUGCUGAGAGUGAACCCCCAGUUGCCCCUUGAGCUGCUCCUUCCGUUGGUGUGCGACAAGUGCGACUUGAGACUUGAGACAACUGUCCUUCUGAGGGACCGUCAGUCCAAAGAGUCGCUGGACAUUGCCAAGACUUUAAAUGAGCAUGGACUAAGGGAGGUGUUUGCUCAGGACACCGCUGACAAAAAUCCCUUGCUCAAUCGUUAUCAGGCCUGUACACAUGAAGUAGGUAAGCCAGAAGAGACUUCUAAAGAAUGCAUUCGGGACACAAGUCUGGGUCUUUUUGUUGCGGACUUCAUAUGGUUGGACAGAAAUGACGAUAUUGAGCUGAAAAGAAUUGAACAUAAAGCCGGUGUAUUUGUGACUGACAAAUAUCAUUCCUGGAGCUGA
Hippocampus comes (tiger tail seahorse) is the source of this 728-nucleotide messenger RNA. Its product is annotated as protein cordon-bleu-like. Lineage: Eukaryota; Metazoa; Chordata; Actinopteri; Syngnathiformes; Syngnathidae. The record is from RefSeq and is a predicted model, not a curated record. The coding region runs from base 18 to 728 and encodes 236 amino acids. Gene Ontology annotation, molecular function: actin monomer binding. The transcript has 4 exons.